AGAAGCAAGUGGUUAGAGAUAGAAAGAGGAGUGAGAAGAAGGGUAUGGUGUUAAGGAGAAGGAGAGAUGCUUUCGGCUAAGCUUGCUCAAACUGGCCUCGUCUAUGCUGUAUUGGGCAGUUGGGGAAUACAAAGAUCUUUGAACAUCUCCUUUACUACAUUUUUGCAACACCUACCUCUUUCUCUCUCUCUCUUCACUCGUCCGAGGUUUGAGUUUCUUCUCUGAAUUCUGAACACUCAAGCUCACUCCACGACUACUCCUUUUUUCGCAUCAUCUCCAUUAUUAUUUUAUUCACAAACGAUAGAAAAACAAGACAUAGCCCCAACACACACACACACACGCACAGCAUCACUUUCUUCUGCAACCAAGGGGCAAAACAACCCAAAUAAAAUUCAGAAAAAAACAAAACAAAACAAAACAGAGAAAGAGAGAAAGUUUUAGUCUUUUGAUGUGAGAGUGGGAAUCAGAAAUCUGGGUGAGUUACUAGUCUUGUUUGUUUUUCGUUAAUGCUCGUGCACAACAACAAGGCCUUUCUCUAUAGUUAGCCGAGAAGCUAAAAUCUUUUAAGGGUCAAUCACAAGCACAAGAAUGUGGGAUCUCAAUGACUCACCCGAUAAGAGAAAGGAUGAUGAAUCCGAAGGCUGUUCUUCCCUUAAGACUUCAAUCGAUGGGGAUGAUGAUAAAGGAAAGAGGGUUGGAUCUGUUUCCAAUUCAAGCUCUUCAGCUGUGGUAAUCGAAGACGGAUCAGAAGAAGAAGAAGAAGGUGAGAGGGAGGGUAACAAAACUAUGAAGAAAAGAAGCAGCAAAAUAUUCGGGUUCUCUGUGACCCACGAUGAAGAGUACAUGGACAGUGAUCAUCCACCUAUGACUCGGCAAUUUUUUCCGGUGGAGGAGCCUGAUAUGGCCGUUGCAUCCGGUGGUAGAAGCUCUGCCUUCCCUCGUGCUCACUGGGUAGGUGUGAAAUUUUGUCAAUCAGAAACACUUGGUGCUGGAAAAUCAGUGGAAGUUUCACAACCCAUGAAGAAGAGUCGACGAGGACCAAGGUCGAGGAGCUCACAGUAUAGAGGAGUUACCUUUUACAGAAGAACAGGUCGAUGGGAGUCUCAUAUAUGGGAUUGUGGAAAACAAGUGUAUCUGGGUGGAUUUGACACAGCACAUGCAGCUGCUCGUGCAUAUGAUAGAGCAGCCAUUAAGUUCCGAGGAGUAGAGGCAGACAUAAACUUCAACAUAGAAGACUAUGAAGAAGACUUGAAGCAGAUGAGCAAUCUGACCAAGGAAGAGUUUGUGCACGUACUUCGCCGACAAAGCACUGGAUUUCCAAGAGGAAGCUCAAAAUAUAGAGGUGUAACUUUGCACAAGUGUGGAAGAUGGGAGGCUCGAAUGGGCCAAUUUUUAGGGAAAAAGUACGUUUAUCUGGGUCUAUUUGACACCGAGAUUGAAGCUGCAAGGGCUUAUGACAAAGCAGCAAUAAAAUGCAACGGCAAAGAGGCCGUCACCAAUUUUGAUCCCAGCAUCUAUGAGAAUGAACUUAAUUCUGAAUCCACAGGUAACACUGCAGAACACAAUUUGGAUUUAAGUUUGGGAAAUUCGAGUUCCAAGCCUAGCAAUGGUCAAGCGUUGGGGAAUCACUUAACAAAUGCUGCAAAUUAUGAUCAGCAUCUGCCAUCUGAAUCUAAUUGGCAGAAUGGGGGAAACAAGCAUAAGCUCGUGAAUAUACUACCAAAACCAUGCAUUAGAAGUAACAAGGAAGCAAAUGGAAGAGAUGUGCACGGAGAGAGUGAAGCAUUGAGGAUGCUAAGUCAAACUCACCUUCAUUCUUCAGCCUCAAAUGAAAUGCAAAGAUAUGGUCUUUACAGGUCUCCUGGAGAGUCUCAAAUGCUUCACAAUUUUGCACAUAUUCACCAACCAAAUUUUCAUUUUCCCAGCAGCAGCAAUGGAGGCCGUAUUGGAAGUGAACUUUCGUUAUCAAUGACCGAUCAACAACAGUGGCAAUCCGGGCCUCCACAUUAUGUAGCAACUGCUGCAGCAUCAUCAGGAUUCCCACAUCAGAUUAGACCCUCUCAUCAAGGGUGGCUGCAGAAAAAUGGAUUCCAUACUCUCAUGAGACCCUCUUGACCCUAAAUAGAAAUUUUCUGCCUAGCCAUUUACAUUCAAAUAAUCUCUUAUUUUCUUUUCUUAGCAUGUAAACAUGGAUGCAGUGUUAGACUAUUGUUCAUGAAGAAAAGCCCAUACAAGACCAAAACUUUACUAUUGAGGUGAAAGAAUGGAUAACAAAAGGGGGAAAAAAAAGUAUCCAAAUUGGGAACUCAAUGGUCUUAGUCUGGGUUCAGUCAAACUAACAAACGGACGAAAUCUUUACCUAGAUAUUCUGGGCUCUGACUAAAAUUUUCUGAUCUUAUAUAACUCUGAUUUAUUGCUUUUAUGCGUUAUGGUAUUUA
This is a messenger RNA of Gastrolobium bilobum, 2438 nucleotides long. Its product is annotated as floral homeotic protein APETALA 2-like. The transcript has 10 exons. The record is from RefSeq and is a predicted model, not a curated record. The coding region runs from base 589 to 2115 and encodes 508 amino acids. Gene Ontology annotation, molecular function: DNA binding; DNA-binding transcription factor activity. NCBI's taxonomy places the organism in Eukaryota, Viridiplantae, Streptophyta, Magnoliopsida, Fabales, Fabaceae. Gene Ontology annotation, biological process: regulation of DNA-templated transcription.